GAUAUCGAUAGACAGUUUUAUUUUGUAAAUACAAUUUAAAUUAAACAAGCUAAAAUAAUAUCCAUGAAACCGGUGGCUAUCCGGCCGAAGGCACCUGGAGCAGGCAACCGCGGAGCCCUGCGGCUGCCAGCUAGGAAGCCGCCCAAAAAGCGCAUGUACCACUGCGGCGUUUGCUUGGCGGGAUUCCCUGGUCAUCUGGCCACCAAGCGGCACGAGCAGCAGUGUGCGGCCAGGCUGAGGCGUCUGUUCGUCUGCCGCCACUGCCUAACGCUCUUCGGCGAGGAGGCCCGACUGGAGCGGCACCGGGAGCGAAAGCACGUCGACGGUCAGUUCCUGUGCCUGCAGUGCGGCAAGCGGUAUGCGUCCGCCACGUUUCUGUACCGUCAUGUGGUCAGCUGGCACGGCGAGCAGUCGGUGUUCUACUGCGCCAUGUGCGCGGACAACUGCAACGAUGUCAAGACCUUUAGCGGUAUGCUGGAGCUUCAGCAGCAUGCCGAGGAGGUGCAUAGCCUGCGUUCCCUGGAGUCCACCGCCAGUGAUACAGGCAGUCAGGUCGAUGAAACGGAGGACCUUGAGAUGCUGGAGGAGAACAUCGAGGACAUACUGCCCAGCAUUGACUGGGACGACGAUCUGACCUUUGGCUGGCCCAUGGACCUAAACAAGGAGUCGUGUAUUUUGGACACAAAGCCAAGUGUUUUCGUCUGUCCCUUCUGCGCCAACGGAUUCACCGGCAGUCUGAGUUUAGUGCGGCACCUGGAAGAGGUUCACGAACGCAGUCCCCAGGAAUGCUGCUACUGUGGCAAGAGCCAUGGCAGUCGGGAAGCCCUGCGUUCCCACCUGCAACGUGUCCACGUUCUGUUGCGCAGUCAUGUGUGCGGCAUUUGCCAGGCGGACUUCGCCACCGCCGAUCAUCUGAAGAAGCACGUGAACAGCCAGCACCUGGACCACCGACCGCACCUGUGUCCCACCUGCGGCAAGAGAUUCGCCCAGCGGUGCCACCUCACCCAGCACAUGGCCACGGAUCGCGGCCAUGGGCAAGGCAACUUCGUCUGCCAACUCUGCCUGUGGCCCUUCUUCCGGGCCAUCGAUCUCGAACGGCAUGUGUGUAAGAAGCAUCCGUGAGGCAGUCAUCCUAGUGGGGAUGCUAGCUUUAAUAUUGGGUAUUUAUACUUUAAAGUCUAUAUCGGGGGUAUCGCAAAUGUUUUUCUGAGCGAACCUGAACUUGAAAAUCGUAUUUUAAUGUUUGCUGUAAAGUAACUGCUUACAAGACGCCUUAAUUUACAACUUUAGAACAUACUUAUAUUAUAAAUGUAACCAAAAUUCAAGUAAGAUGGCUAAUAGACAAAGUUAGUAUGUGUAAAUUUAUCUGACUAAAAUAGCAAAAAAUUAAGUUAGACUGUAAGAAAAGAUUGUCUAAAGACAGUUUACAGAGUCACUGCUGUUUAAAUUGUUUAAAUAGGCUAUUUUGCUGUACUGAAAUAAAUGUUUCGAAAAUAA
This is a messenger RNA of Drosophila yakuba, 1497 nucleotides long. RefSeq names its product zinc finger protein 343. Lineage: Eukaryota; Metazoa; Arthropoda; Insecta; Diptera; Drosophilidae. Bases 64 to 1122 code for a protein of 352 amino acids. The record is from RefSeq and is a predicted model, not a curated record. Gene Ontology annotation, biological process: regulation of DNA-templated transcription. The transcript has 2 exons. Gene Ontology annotation, molecular function: RNA polymerase II cis-regulatory region sequence-specific DNA binding; DNA-binding transcription factor activity, RNA polymerase II-specific.